Molecule: messenger RNA, 1178 nt
Organism: Melampsora larici-populina 98AG31
Lineage: Eukaryota; Fungi; Basidiomycota; Pucciniomycetes; Pucciniales; Melampsoraceae
Exons: 5
Coding region: 151-1053 (300 amino acids)
Cellular component (GO): eukaryotic translation initiation factor 3 complex; cytoplasm
Molecular function (GO): RNA binding; translation initiation factor activity
Source: RefSeq, a predicted model, not a curated record
GUCAAUCACCACUCAAUCGAUACUUCAAAGUCUCAACAAUCACUUUGAUCAUCUUAUCUCAUCUCAACAAACCAUCUCAACUAGCAAUCGAUUUCAUCUCGCUUUACUAAAUCGAACUUUUGCUUUUCUAAACAAAAUUAAAGAUCGAUCAUGGCUAGCUCAUUAGCACCACCUCUACUAUCAGCCCCAGCGGCAAAAACGUCUUGGGCUGACGAGCUCGAUGAAGAUGAACUACCACCGAUUUCAGAAACUAUCGAUCCAGUCACUGGUACCAAAACAAUUGUUGAAGUGAAAUUCAAUGACGCAGGCAAGAAAGUGAAAAUCGUUCGAAAAAUCAAACGUACCUUGGUGACCACCAGUGUAUCACAUGAAGUAGCAGCACGAAAGCAAUGGUCUAAAUUCGGAGCUGAAGCUGGCAAGAAACCUGGACCUGAUCUUGCUACGACUACUUUGGGUGAAACGGUGAAGAUUAAAUUGAUGGCGGGUGGGGUGAAAGAACCGGUGGUGGAACCUACUAAGGCAGCUGUUACUGGGGUUUCAAGACGGAUCACUUGUAGACUUUGUCAAGGUGAUCAUUUUACUGCUAGUUGUCCUUAUAAGGAAACUCUGGGUGGUGUACUUGGUGGUGAUGCUGGUGAUCAAGAACCGCAAGACGGACCACCACCAUCAGUUGCACAAGGUACAGGAGCCGGAGCUGGACCGACUGGUAAAUACGUACCACCCUCACAACGUAUGGAUGGAGGUAAAAGAGGAGGAGGAGAUUCGAUGCAAAAACCUAAUCGAGAUGAUUUACCUACGUUACGGGUGACGAAUUUAUCAGAAGAUGUACAAGAGAAUGAUUUAUGGGAUCUCUUUGCAAGGUUUGGAAAGAUUUCACGAAUUUAUGUUGGGAAAGAUCAAGAAACUGGACUUUGUAAAGGGUUUGCGUUUGUGAGUUUUGAAGAUCGUUUGGAAGCUGAACGAGCUAUGAAGAAGAUUAAUGGGUUACCUUAUGAUCAUUUGAUUUUGGGAUGUAUGUGGAGCUUACCACGUGGAGAAAGAGAAUCGAAAUAGGUUUGAUUGAAAUGAUAUUUAUCAUUAGUGUAUGUGGGAUCUUGAUGAUAGAAUAUAAACCAAAAACAAAACAAAUGUUCCUAUCGCUGGACAGAUUACAUAUCUGAGCUUUUACAAUUUGACUU